Molecule: messenger RNA, 617 nt
Organism: Chaetomium strumarium
Lineage: Eukaryota; Fungi; Ascomycota; Sordariomycetes; Sordariales; Chaetomiaceae
Exons: 3
Coding region: 130-324 (64 amino acids)
Source: RefSeq, a predicted model, not a curated record
CGAGAAGUUCUGGGCGAGCAAAGCCGACAUGGACGACCACCUUUUAGUUAAGCCAUCCUGCCCCUUAGUCCAUAGAGGUAGUCGAGGAGUCUACUCUAAUAAAUAUCACAUCACGAAUCCCGGACCAUCAUGAGCACCCAGUCUAAAGCCAUAACGAUUGGCCUGGUACUGGCUUUCGGAAUUGGCAAUGCUUACUACUCGUUCAACCCGAGUUUAAGGGAGUUGAAGGAACAGCGAGAUGGUCCGACUACUAGUAAAGCACCCGGAACCCAGCGGCUCUCGGCACCGCAACUAGAACCUGACCGGCAACAGAAGUCUAGCUGAACCGGCGACUGGGCGAAGGAAGCAAGACACCAUCUUCGGGGUUUUCGGCUUCAUUCUACGACCAGGCCCAAUUCAGAAUAAUGUUAAACUAAACUCAGAGCGUAACACUGCCCUAGACAUGCACAAUACGUGGGACACGCCUUGAAGACGUGUGAGCGAGAUUGGGUAUUGGAUACCUUACCAGUGUGAUACGUAUGCCAAGUACUACUACUUCGUACAGUAAGUUGGUACAGGUAGGUAUGGUAAUAACUGUCUUGGAUCUCUAGCCACUGGAAGUGUUUAGCAUCAGGACA